GAAUUUCAUUCGUCAAUGUGAGGAAAGAGGGGCGUGAUCACGACGGACGGCGGAGAGCCGCGCUGCGGGAGGAGCGAGCAGCGUGUUUCCGGUAAGGGCGACACAACAGUGCCACUGGAAACGUUCUGGAGUCGUCUAUCGAGCGGUGCGGAACACACGCGGCAAUGGAAGCCGAGUUUCGGGAAAUCGAUGAGCUCGGGAACUGGAACGCCGUUUACCAGGAGAUUAGGCAGCAGUCCAGUGACCUACCAUGCAAGAUCGCCAAACUUCAAGAAAACAGAAGUCGUAAUCGCUACAGAGAUGUCAGUCCGUUUGACCACAGCCGUAUUCGUCUACAGAUCGGCAGUAAUGACUACAUCAAUGCCAGUCUGAUCUCAGUGGAUGAAGCUCAGAGAAACUACAUACUAACUCAGGGUCCGUUACCAAACACCUGUGGUCAUUUCUGGGAGAUGGUGUGGGAGCAGCGCUGCCGAGGGGUUGUGAUGCUGAAUCGUGUUAUAGAGAAAGGCUCGAUAAAGUGUGCUCAGUAUUGGCCUCAGCGAGAGGAGAGGGAGGGUGUUUUUGAAGACACAAAUUUCAGACUUACUCUGAUCUCAGAGGAUGUGAAAUCGUACUAUACAGUACGACAGCUGGAGCUGGAAAAUCUGUCGACACAGGAAACACGGGAAAUUCUUCAAUUCCAUUACACCACAUGGCCAGAUUUUGGUGUGCCAGAGUCGCCUGCAUCUUUUCUCAACUUCCUGUUCAAAGUGCGUGAGUCGGGCUGUCUGAGUCCAGAGCACGGCCCUGUUGUGGUCCACUGCAGCGCUGGUAUCGGCCGCUCUGGAACGUUCUGCCUUGUAGACACCUGCCUUCUACUGAUGUCUCAGAGGAAAGAUCCAACAUCAGUACGAAUACAGCAGGUUUUGCUGGAAAUGCGACAAUACCGCAUGGGUCUGAUCCAGACAGCCGACCAGCUGCGUUUCUCUUACCUCGCCGUCAUAGAGGGUGCCAAGUACAUAAUGGGAGACACGUCUGUACAGGAGUCAUGGAAGGAGUUAUCAAAUGAGGAGGAUCUUCCCCCCGAAUUCACUCCUCCUCCCAGACCAAGGCCCCGAAUAGACCCCCCAAAUGGCAAAGGAGAUCUGGUGAACUCUGACACCACACACUUCUUCAGUGAAAUAAUAAAAAACAAUGCAGAAAUCUGUGCAAACAGUGCGCCCCAGACAUUCACAGAUGGGCAAAAGCUUCGCAAACGGGCAGUUGCAACCUGUGACCUCAGAGCGAUGGAGUUGUUAAGUGAACCUGAUGAACCAAUUGUCGCAAGAGAAGCCCCUCCCAAACCUGCACGGUCUCCACCCAGUUCUCCGCCCAAGACUCCCACAGAAGAGGCCGCUCCUGUUGCUGCCAAUGGAGCGUGGAGCCCCCUGCUGACCAGUGUGUUUGUGUGCACGGUACUGGCUGUAGGUGCUUAUGCCUGUUACCACACCUAUUUCCACUGAUGCCCUCUUUUUCCCCAUCCGUCUCUUUCUCUAUUCCUCCAUGUGCUGGCUAUUGGUGGGAAAAGAAAAAGAGAGACACUCAGACAUUCACACUUUCUCAGCUGGACCCGUCUCACUCUCUCCGAACGUCUUUGGGAAAGAGUUUCAAAGACUUUUCUUAGCCAAACUGCUGUCGUCUCCCUAUAUACACACACUCUUACACACAAUCUAAUAAACACGUGUCCGUUUAAAACC
Molecule: messenger RNA, 1715 nt
Organism: Carassius carassius (crucian carp)
Lineage: Eukaryota; Metazoa; Chordata; Actinopteri; Cypriniformes; Cyprinidae
Product: tyrosine-protein phosphatase non-receptor type 1-like
Exons: 10
Coding region: 165-1481 (438 amino acids)
Biological process (GO): protein dephosphorylation
Molecular function (GO): protein tyrosine phosphatase activity
Source: RefSeq, a predicted model, not a curated record